AUGUUCGGGCCUUUAUUGCGAAGAAGCAUUCUUCAGGGAUCUGCAUCGCGAACUUGGAAUUGCCUUACUAAUUUUACUCAACUGCUUUGGUGUAAAUUGAAAUAUUUACGUGAACUUAGGAUGCCGCGCACUCGUAGGAAGCACUACGCAUCACAUUCGCGGUCACGGUCGUAUGAAGCAAAGCGUCGGCGAUUAGACGAGGGUGUCAGGGAGGAGUCAUACAGAAAACGUAGCCGCAGUAGAGAUCAUGACAGG
Messenger RNA from Brenthis ino (lesser marbled fritillary), 255 nucleotides. Lineage: Eukaryota; Metazoa; Arthropoda; Insecta; Lepidoptera; Nymphalidae. The record is from the annotation of a GenBank genome assembly.